Messenger RNA from Canariomyces notabilis, 4184 nucleotides. RefSeq lists its product as uncharacterized. The transcript is spliced from 3 exons. Gene Ontology annotation, cellular component: membrane. The record is from RefSeq and is a predicted model, not a curated record. The coding region runs from base 287 to 3961 and encodes 1224 amino acids. Gene Ontology annotation, molecular function: protein binding. NCBI's taxonomy places the organism in Eukaryota, Fungi, Ascomycota, Sordariomycetes, Sordariales, Chaetomiaceae.
AUGCUCUGGAUCUUGCUGCUGUGUGAAGCUCUCGUCGAGAAUCAGAUCUCUUCUCCUUCUCCAAAGGAACUAUACUCGUUUUUCUGCACUCGGCGCCCAGCGCUACUUGCGGUGUCGCCGCCUCAGACGCUACCUCUGUACCCCUCUUCCCCGCUUGGAUUACCGGGGCACGUUCCCGCUCGCGGUUGGCAGCUUGGGCUUCGAAACCCCGCCGCCCGAGAGCAAGUUAUCAGCUAGCAACUGUUCGAAACUCGCCCCUGACUAGUACACGUUCAACCGGGCGAACAUGGCUUCUGGAUCACGCGACGUUCCCGAAGACGAGCUCUUCAUGAGUCGCCCAGCACCCGAAGAAUGCGACAGCCCAACAGUUGAGCCUUUGAGAAUAUUCAAGCCACAGAGCCCCUCGGGCGAUAAGGCUUCGAACCGGCCCAAGUACCCACCCCCGUCGUCUUCGUCGUCCUCAACCUCUAAGCCGGCCAUCGCAUCUCUUCCGCCGCUACCCUCUUUCCCCUUUCCCCCUUCGACCUCUGCUGCUCCGUUACCCUACCCCGAUGACAACACCCGCAAGACUGCACAGCCUCCCAAGUCCAGCCGCCUGCCCUAUCCAGAUGAUGAGCGCAAGUCUCCGCCGGCGGGUAGAGUCUACAGUCCGCCGCCAGCUUCCUCAAGCUCCCAGGGGUAUGGCGAUUCAUCGGCGCGCCCAACCCUAAGCACCGGAGACAAGAAAGCCGGCCUUGCCGAGAGGCGCGGAACCGCGCCGAAACCCCUUCAGAGCCCGACUAGCCCUGCCGAAGACAAGGACGAGUUGUUCGCGAAGCCCCUGAGAAACCCUGCAGGCGCCACCACCAAGAUCUCGAAUGCGUAUCAGCAAAAGCCCUAUUAUCCCCCGCCCCCUGUUGCAUCAAAUCAAGCGUCGACCAUCAAUCGCUUCUCGUCCACAGCCUCCAACUCGACAACGCGGGCCAACCGAGGAUCUCCACCACCACCGGAGACACCUAUCGCCGAGCCGGGUGCCAUACCCGGAGGUGGCAUUGAAGCACGAUACGCGGCCGCCGGCAUCUCGGGGACUGCGACUCUCAACAGCCUCCAAACUCCAAGCGCCGCAGCGCAGUCCCGGUUGGCGCAGUAUGGUGGCCAGCAGCAAGCUCCAGCCCAACAGGCACGGCCGUGGACACCCACCGAGAGUCCGGGCCAGCAGCCGUACGGGCCCCCGACCGUGUAUCAGGGUGCUGAUGUGGUGUCGAAUCCCACACCGCCCCAGCAAAAUCCUUUUACUCUUCCGCAAAAUCCCAAUCCGGCCACACAGGUGCCGGCAGGGGCCAACCUGCAAGUGAGCGUCCUGGAACAGGACUUUCAACGCAUGCAAGCCUCGACUCCUCCGCCUGCCUACACGAGCGUAAACCCGAACGCGCCUUCUCAAUAUCCGAACGAGAAACAGCGGCCAACGCAACCGAGCUCUAGCGCCGCGAACGUUGCCCCAAGUGUGACCUCGGCUGCGGCUGUCUCGACUGCUCGGCCAAAUGCAGCCCUUACAGGCCCUGCUGCAGCUGGCUCUCCCCCUCAACAAACGCAGAAACCUGCCGCCGCCGCUACUCCCGCCGCCGCAGCUGCGACGAUUUCUGCACACAAUGCUGGCCAUCCUGCUUUCGCCAACGAAAACAAGCCGGCGACAGCGCAAAACGGGCAGCCCCUGACGCACACCCCCUCGCUCCUCGCUGCUGCCCAGUCGCCGCCUCCACUCCCUGAAGGCUGGAUUGCCCAUCUCGACCAGAACUCGGGUCAGUAUUACUACAUCCACCUGGCAACCCAGGCUACACAGUGGGAAUUUCCCAAGGGGCCCAACCCCUUGAACCACGAGCCCGCCCCCCUGUCGCCCACGGCGUCGACGUAUGGCAACCCCCUUGGAUCGCCCCUUCUUGCUGGCGGAAAAGCUGGCCUCGCCUCACCCAUGUUUCACCCACAAGGCCACCCAGGCUAUGCUGAGAGCAUUCUGAGCGUCACCCACUCCGUGGCUCCCUCGACAGCGGGUUUCACCGGUCCCCCUCCUACCGCAGGCGUUGAAAUGUACAAGGUCAUGCCAACCAACGGCGUGUACUUUGGCCCUUAUCUGCGCUAUGUGAAUAUGGAUUUGGAAAAGGGCGUUUGGCUGGGCAGCAUCAUGAUUGUUACCGACGCGCCGCAGCCCCCGACCAUCCAUAUCCACUUGAGCGUGGAUCUGUCGCCAAAUCCACGCCAGCUUAUACCGCACAACAUCUAUACGCACCAGAGAUGGGUCUUUUACAAGUACGACGUGGACCUUCAAAUGUCUGAUCAUGGCACGGAACGGUGGACGUAUGCCGUGACAUCGCACCUUGGCUGCACCCGGUACGAGUUUGUCGUCGCGGGACGCUACGAAACUGGCUGGCGCAUGAUUGCGCACUCCGGCAAUGACUUUGCGCCGUCGACCAACCAGAACGAGAGGGCCAAGCUCGGAGGCGUUGGGUUUAUGUGGAAGGAUAUCCUGCAGAAAAACGUCGAGUGCGGUGGAUUCCAUGUUCAGCUCGGCCUCGGCGCUCAGAUAUAUGGGGACCGCCUCUGGCGGGAGGUUCCCCUUUUGAAGCAAUGGCUCGCCAUGCAGGGGAGGGAGAACCGCAAGAAUGCGCCAUGGACAGCGAGACACCAGGAGGACGUCACUCACGCUUACUUCCACUACUAUACCAGCCACUUCGACCAACCCUUCUUGCGCGAGGCAUUUGCGCAGAUUCCGCAUGUCUUGCAGAUUGACGACCAUGAUAUCUUUGAUGGCUUCGGCUCGUAUCCCGACUACAUGCAGUCGUCUGCCGUGUUCAAGGGCAUCGGCCGCAUCGCCAUCGACAUGUACCUGCUCUUCCAGCACCACACUACGAUCGAGAUGCUGCGGAACGUUAGCUCUGACAUGGAUUUGUUUACCAUCACCGGGUCGGGCUGGCAUUUCGUCAAGUUCCUUGGCCCUGCCGUCGUAGUGGUGGGUCCGGACUGCCGGUCGGAGCGCACGCAAAGCCGCGUCAUGGCCGGCCCGACUUAUCAGGGAAUCUUCCCCAAGGUCGCAACAUUGCCGCCCAGCGUGCAGCACUGCAUCUGGAUGAUCUCGGUACCUGUCGUGUACCCACGCCUUGAGACGGUCGAGACGCUCGCCAACACGUUCGCGACUGGCAAGAAGGCCGUUAACACGACGUACAAUAUCCUUGGUAAGGUGACGAGCUCGGUGGCGGGUGUGGUUGGCGGCAAGGAGGUGGUGCAACACGGGUUCAAGGAAGUCAAGAAGGCGGUGGGCAAGUCAGGGCUUAUGGGCAAUGUGCUUAAUCAGUUUGGCGACAUUGACAUUGCCGAGGAGCUGAAGGAUCUGUGGACCCACGAGUCCAAAGAUCUCGAGAGGACGUAUCUGAUCCGGACCCUGCAAGGGAUUGCGCAGCAGAAGGGCAUCCGCAUGACCUUCCUGUCUGGAGACGUCAACUGCUGUGGUGCCGGCCUCGUGCACGACCCUGCCCACCCAAGCGACCACAAGACAAUGUACCAAGUCAUCGCCUCCCCAGUCGUCGCAGCGCCCUGCAGCAACUACCUUCUCAAGAUGCUGCACAACAACAAGCUACUGUAUGUGCCCCAAAACGGUCACAAGUCGACGCACGAGGUGAGCGACACCAAGGAGGACAUGAUGGAGAUCUUCCACACAGACGCCUCAGGAGGGGCCAGGGAGCACAAGAAACUCAUGGCAAGGAGGAACUAUGUCGCGAUUGUGGUGUACGACCCGGAGGCGCUUGCGGGAGGGGUGGCACAGCAGCAGCAGCAGCAGACCGGAUAUGCGGCAAGCGUGGGCAGCGGGAACUCGGGCGGGCUGAACAAGUUGAGUUUGGCCGUGGAUUUUGUGGUGCAAGGCGAUGGCGCGUUCACGGCGACGACAAAGUACGGCCCGGUCAUUGUGCCGCAUUUGGAGUUUGGCCAUUGAGCCAGCCCUUUGCAUUACUAGGGGUCGAUGUUUGAUGAUGAGAUGAGAUGACGGCUGCCUUAGCUUCGUAGUCAGUGCUUGUGGUUCUUAGGGGUUGGGUAAUUUGGUUGCUAACCUAGACUCCAUCUAUACGUGGUAGUGGUUCCUGGUUUAUAUCACUGGCUUGUAUUAGCGGAUUGUUCGUUAUACGUUCUUGCUAGUUAAAUAAGAUAAUCUUCUGGAG